Molecule: messenger RNA, 1254 nt
Organism: Monoraphidium neglectum
Lineage: Eukaryota; Viridiplantae; Chlorophyta; Chlorophyceae; Sphaeropleales; Selenastraceae
Exons: 3
Coding region: 1-1254 (417 amino acids)
Cellular component (GO): cytoplasm
Source: RefSeq, a predicted model, not a curated record
AUGGACCCGGGCGCUGCUCCCGCAGCGGAUAUGGACGCUGCCGCUGCGAUUGCAGCAAUGGAUCCCUUCCCUGACAUGUCUGAGGAGGAGGUGGUGGCGCUGCUGCAGUCGUAUGAAAAGAGCGGCAUGGCGCUCGGCCCCGUGCCGGAAGACCUGCGGGAAAUGCUGAAGAAUGUGAAACGUGGCAAGGGUCAACCCGUUGAGGAGACCCCCACAGAGGAGAUCACACCGCAGCCAGGCUUCGUCAUCAAGACAACCGACCAGACCGGCCGCAAGGUCUUCAUCAACGUCUGCACCAGCGACCGCAUCCCGGCGCCCGGCGGCUGGGGCGGCGGCCUGCUGCCUGAGGCCGUCGAGGCGGCGCUGGCCAAGGCGGACGACCCCAGCAGCACUGAGGCCCUGCGGUUCCCCAUGAGCGUCGGUUCACUGCGCGCGGACGAGGACAAGCGCGGCGACGCGUGCUCCGCGGUGGACGUCGUGAUCAGCUCAGAGGUGGCGGCGGCGGCGGCGGCGCACCGGCCCCUCAAGGCGUUCCUCAUUGACCUCAUCCUGGGGCACGCGGGGCAGAAGCACAGGCUGGAGCUUGACCCGAAGUUCAAGCUGCCGAGGAUGGCGUACAAGGGAGCCGCCGGGCCCGAGCCGCAGCGGGUGCGCGCGGAGCGCAAGCAGCUCGUCACAGAGGUCAGGGGCGGCGGCGGCGACGCGCGGGCCAAGGCGGCGGGCGCGGCGUCAGGCCGUGCGGUGUUGACGGCGGGCGCAAAGCAGCAACAGCAGCAGCAGCGGCAGGGGCGGCGGCAACAGCAGCAGCAGCAGCAGCAGCAGCAGCAGCAGCAGCGGCGGGACCAGGGGCCGCGGGCUCUGGCGCACAAGCUGGAGUUUGAGGGGCAGCCAGCCCGGGCCGCCGUGGUGACGGUGCAGCUCGGGAGCGGCAGCUGCGGCGGCAAAGGGAGAUUUGUGCCCGCAGAGAUCAAGGUGGAGGUGGAUGGGCAGGAGGUUUUUGUGUCGGCGGCUGGUUGCCAGGAUCUCAGCAUACAGCUGCCAUUCGCGGUGACGGUGGACGGGGCAGCGGCGAGGCUGGGAAUCGUGGGCGAGUUUUUGGACGCGGGGCAGGAGCAGCAAGAGGCACAGCAGGUACUGCGGCUGCGGUUGCCUUACCUGCCAUUGCGGCAGUGGGUGGACGACAUCAAAGCGGCGGCGCCGAGGGCGUUUGGGGCGCUGCCAGUCGCUUCAGACGCCUACCUGGAGUUGUCCUAG